UGUGCCGCACACACUAAUAACAGCAGUGCAGACAGGGAUAUAGGAGAGACUUUAGUACAGUAAAGUGUUGAGUCGUGUUGUAUUUUCUUUGCUCUGUUUAUUUUAUACUUGUUGUAAAAUUGCGUGGCGCAGUGGGACCGCAUCAGACGCUCUACUUUUUGCUGUUGUUGUUGUUAUUGAGUGAAUCAGGCGCUGCGGGUGAGUUAGGCGCUCCGUGUUUAUCUGCUGCGUGUGUGUUUUCCUGCAGCUGAAUAAAGUCAGAAUAAACGCAGAGAUGGCGUGCAUUAAUGCUUUCAUAGCCACUGUGUUGCUUCUGAUUGUGUAUCGAGUGGAGGAGAUAGCAGAAGCAUGCAGCUGCUCCCCCGUCCAUCCUCAACAGGCUUUCUGCAAUUCCGACAUCGUGAUCAGAGCAAAGGUGGUAGGAGGAAGGGAGGUGGAUUCUGGGAAUGAUAUUUAUGGCAACCCCAUCAAAAGGAUUCAGUAUGACAUCAAGCAGAUCAAGAUGUUUAAAGGACCAGACCAUCACAUUGACAUGAUCUUUACUGCACCUUCUUCAGCUGUAUGUGGAGUCACCAUGGACACCAAUGGAAAGAAGGAGUACCUUAUCUCAGGUAAGGCAGAUGGCAAUGGGAAAAUGCACGUGACCCUGUGUGAUCUCAUCAUGCCUUGGGAAUCCAUGAGUGCCACCCAGAAAAAGAGCCUGAGCCAGCGUUACCAGAUGGGCUGCGACUGCAAGAUUACCCGCUGUGCAGCCCUGCCAUGCGAGGUUGGCAGUCUAGAAGAGUGCUUGUGGACAGACUGGGUGACAGAGAAGCUUAUCCAUGGACGCCAGUCUGACCACUAUGCCUGCAUCAAGAGAGGAGAUGGUUCUUGUGCCUGGUAUCGCGGAAGUGCUCCACCCAAGAAAGAGUUCCUGGACAAUGAGGACCCAUAAUCAAGUCCCUGAACAAUCUGAUCUGAAGUUCAUUAAAAUGCCAUUUAAUUAAAUCCUACAUAGAUCAGAAAAACAAAACUAUACCAAAUUGAAGUGUUUACCUAUAGAUUAGUUUACAGUCUUUAUUAGAUAUUAGAACUUAGGUCAGUGAAACUGCUUAUGUUGUAGGUACUCCUCUUAGGUUUGCACUCUGUACAUCACCAUUAUAUGAUGGACAAUCAUAAUUUAUGAGAUUUUUUGCCCCAAACGCACUUCAUUAUUUUUUGUUCCUGAAAUUACAGACAAUGAAUCUAAGAUCAUUUUAUGUUUUCUCAUAUAUUCUGUAUUUUGUUAUACCCUUUAUAAAAACUGCCCUUUUUUUUUCCUUUUUUGGUCAAGUCAAAAAAAUGGUGAGGCAGGACUUCCCAAAAAGUUCAAACAUCGACUGAGAUCAACUUGAAAAGUAUUAAAACAGGCAGAUCAAUGGGUUUAAAAAAAAAGAAGUUUAACUGCUUACCAAAUUCCAAAAUGUGCAAAGGUUUUUUCAUUCCACUAAAUUAGAUCCUCUUUGCUUUUAAUCUGUACAUCAGGGUGAACUUUAAGCCCUUGUUAGGUAAAAAUGAAUAAUACAGCUACAUUUUUAAAAAUAAUUCAACAUUGCUUAAUAGUUUUAAUUUUAGUUCCUUCCUGACUUGGUGUAUUUUAUUGUGUUAUAUACAGGGGUGAGCUCAUGUAUGUAUUAAGCACUUGUUAUAACCUAGUCUUUUCAUACCUUUAUCCAUUUUAAGCCAUGUUCUUCCUAAAAAUGUAUGCAUUUGUGUUCUGUAUUUAAUGUUAGACGUUUGCCUUUAAAGUAUUUUCGCUAAAUAUUUUUCAAUUAUUAUUGAACUUUUAUUGCACUUUUGUGGGAAUGUCUACCAUUUGGACUUCCCUAUUUUGCCGUAACAUUGUUUAAUGCUUUUUGUCCUAAUUUUGCAAUGGUUUGUGACAUUGCUGUAAAGGUUAGGAUAGCUGAGGUUUGACAGGAAUUUUCUAAGGUAUUUUUGCUGUAGUAUGGCAUCACCUGUUCUGCGUAUUGUUUAGUUGUUGAUGUGCCACUAGCACACUUUUCAUGGGACUCACCACAAGUGAUGGGCCUGUGCAAGACUUUUGUUGCCAUGGUGAUGGACUGAUUAUUAAGAACACACAAACACAUUUCUACAGCAUACAAAUUAUUUUGCACUGGAAACAGUGCAGAGAACAAAGGCAGGAUUCUUUUUUCUGUUUUAUCAAUAAACACCAUUUAUCAGCAUUCUGGAGAGAAAGACUGAAUUAUGUUUUCGCAGCUGUUUUCUUAUUGGGCACUGCUGAAGCAUGUGACAGGCAGAACAAGGUGUGAGUUGCUAGGCAUUUUGACAGGGUGAACCAUUUGCCACAAUGCAGUCAGAUUGUGAGAAGGAGGGAGGGAAGGAAGAGUGUACAACUGUGGAAUGGAAGAAUACAAUCAUUUAGUUUUUGGUGGGUUAGGAUGUUUAAUAACGGGGAUAUCACGGUUUCUUUUACUUUCAUUAUUGUCAUUUGUGUAUUUGUUCUUUUUAAUGCUGUAUGACAUUAAAACAACAAUAGUGUGCCAAACAGAAGUAGCAUUAAUAAUACUUAAAUUGAUCCAUAUUUUAUUUUAACCUAAAUAAUAUUUUUUACGACUAACAGUGUUGAAGAAACAGCCUACAGUUUUAUAGAAGAUCUGUGCUUUAAUCUAACCCUUUUAUUACUAAUUCCUUGCCUUUAUACCUUUUUCUAUUUUGCCAUUAACAAGCUUGGCCAGUUAUGUAUACUUAAGUCAAUCUAAUUCCUGGAUACCAUUGACAAUGUUUAUUAUGCAUUAUGCUAUAUCUGUGUAAUGGCUUUGUAUUAAAUGUAAUGGGAUAUUAAUGGCAUAAUUUAAGUGUACAUUCAAGUGUACAAGUCUACAUUUUUGCUGUGUCAUUAUUCUAUAUAGUGUUAUUUUUUUUCCAAGUCUUUGUCUUUUGUUGAAGAUAGCACAUGAGAGAGAAGUGGUAUGAUAAGAACCGGACUAUGCAUGUUUUUGAUGCUAUGUGUAAUUUCCAAAGUGGAUGUUUACCUAAUAUACAGUAUUAUCAAAUAAAAAUGUUAAAGAUUA
Trichomycterus rosablanca is the source of this 3053-nucleotide messenger RNA. RefSeq names its product TIMP metallopeptidase inhibitor 2a (gene timp2a). Gene Ontology annotation, cellular component: extracellular matrix. Gene Ontology annotation, molecular function: metalloendopeptidase inhibitor activity; protease binding. Bases 275 to 934 code for a protein of 219 amino acids. Gene Ontology annotation, biological process: negative regulation of membrane protein ectodomain proteolysis; negative regulation of endopeptidase activity; response to cytokine. The record is from RefSeq and is a predicted model, not a curated record. The transcript is spliced from 5 exons. Lineage: Eukaryota; Metazoa; Chordata; Actinopteri; Siluriformes; Trichomycteridae.